Messenger RNA from Colletotrichum karsti, 1953 nucleotides. RefSeq names its product ATP synthase regulation protein nca2. The record is from RefSeq and is a predicted model, not a curated record. Gene Ontology annotation, cellular component: mitochondrial outer membrane. The transcript has a single exon. NCBI's taxonomy places the organism in Eukaryota, Fungi, Ascomycota, Sordariomycetes, Glomerellales, Glomerellaceae.
UUGGGUCUGAGCAUCUCCCAAGACAACGACGAACUUGCUGCUGAGGAGCAUGGCAUCUUCAAUUCGACCUCCGCUGACGCCCUCUCGUCGCCGAGGGUUGACGAGCUACUCCGCAUCGUGAGGGCCCUGUCAACCACCUCGUCUUCGCUCUCUCUGCUGCCCUCGCAGAAGAUCCUCAACCUUCUGCAUCAGUCAAAGCUCGCCGAGUGGGACUUCCAGGCAGAGGUGAACGAGGGAGAAGGUCGAAAUCACUACCAGUCGGAAAUCGAGUGGCUGCUUGUGAGCAAAGCUACCGUCCAGACGUACGGAGUCAUCCUCAACACUCUCUUGGACCAAAUCAUCCCCCUGAGCGAUGAUAUUUGGUACUGGGACGAGGUCCUGAGUUCUUAUACUUACAGCAGUCUUUACACUGUCCAGACGUCCCCUUUGCGCCUGUGGGCCUUGACCAAGGACGUAUAUCACGAAAGCAAGCAUCGGUUUCAACAUCUAAGUCAAGCGCCUGGGGAGUUUGUGGAGUCUACACGGACUGGACUGUCCCAGCAGUGGGGGCAAUUCUACGGCAUCGUCCGAGACAGUAUUCGGGAUUCUUCGAUCACAACUCUCCAGCGCCGAGUUCUUUCGCCCGUUGCUCUCAGCCGAGGUGAGGCCAGGCGGAAGCUCGCCCAUCUUAAACGUUUACGGGAAAUGACGGCCAGCGGUUUGGGAGUUCUUGUUGACGAGGGUCUGACUUUUGGUGUGGAUGACGACGAUGACAAGAGCGAGGCUGGAGUCAACAGCCACGACUGGAAAGGCGUGGUGGAACGAAGCGUAGCUCUCAUGGACAUGGUUCUCAAGGACGUUCUCUCCCUCGAGUCUGGUGUUGCCGAGUUCGAGGACAAGGUAUUCGCCGGCGUUGAGGAGGACCCCGAACUUUCGAUUCACAUCGAGGAUGCGAACGCUUUGGAGAAGCCCGCCGUCCUCGCGAGACGCCUUUUGAACAUUUUGGAUUCCGGACUUCCCAGCCACGUCGUAUCUACGCAGACGCUUGUUCGCGAAAAUGGACGCCCUUCGAGACUAAUUCGGUACUGGCUGCCGGCCACGGCACUUCUGCUGUCGUCAACGACGAUCCUCCGCGUUCUUUCCAAUCGACGCGCCGAGAUCAUCAGCUGGAUUCGGGAUAUUGGAGUCACGGUCCGGGACUUCUGGUUUAACUGGGUCAUUGAGCCGACGCGAAAGAUUGUCGGGACUAUCAGACACGAUUCGAAUAGCGAGAUCGCCAUCAUGAGCCGGGACAGCCUGAAGGCCGACCGCGAGAGCCUGGAACGCAUGGUUGUGGACUUUGCUCUGGACAAGCCCCAUUUUGCGGGAGAUGGCACGUCGCUGACAGAUGCCCAAAUCGCCGACAUCAGAAUGAAGGUCAGCGAGGGGGAUGUUACUCCGGUUCUCAAGGCGUACGAAAGAGACCUCAGAAAGCCGUUCGUUGGCGCUGUCAAGGGCGACCUCGUUCGAUCUCUUCUGAUUCAGGUUCAGAAGACCAAGGUUGACCUGGAAGUGGCCAUCAGCGGUAUUGACGCCUUGCUGAAGAGCCAGGAGCUUGUCUUUGGUUUUGUUGGACUGACUCCCGGCGUACUCGUGUCGAUCGGUAUUGUGCAAUACUUCCGCGGCGUCUUUGGCUCCCGCAGAGGAGCGCGAAACACCCGCGAGGCUGGUAGAAGCAUCAGGGUGCUUCGCAACAUCGAUCGCAUCUUCUCGGAGGCGACGCCAUCUCAGAAUAACCUGCUGUCCUACAAGGAUCAUGGUCUGCUUUUGUGCGAGGUGCACGUACUGCGUAACCUGAUGCAGAGAGUGCUGCCUCGCGACAGACAGCGGGAGUUCCUUGAGGAUAUCGACGAUCUCGCGAACCUCAAGGGCAUCCAGGUGCAGGUCAGAGCAUUGGACCGGAUUCGUUGGGCGUAUGCCCGAUGGCUGCAGUAA